AUGGUUCCAAUUUACUCAAUUUAUUAGAGGAAAUAAAGGUGGAUUUGAAGGAAUAGAAUUUGAGAAUAUCAGCGUAAAAGAUACUUCCUUAAUUGGUGGAAAUUUUGAAAGAUGCAAUUUCAAUGGAUGUGAAUUUGAUAACAUAGAAUAAACUUGAGUUAAGCAUGUUUAUUUAAUUGCAAAUGAAAGGAUAUCAAAAUAAUUGA
Molecule: messenger RNA, 206 nt
Organism: Paramecium octaurelia
Lineage: Eukaryota; Ciliophora; Oligohymenophorea; Peniculida; Parameciidae
Source: the annotation of a GenBank genome assembly